Fonsecaea multimorphosa CBS 102226 is the source of this 1821-nucleotide messenger RNA. RefSeq lists its product as uncharacterized. Gene Ontology annotation, cellular component: nucleus. Gene Ontology annotation, molecular function: zinc ion binding; DNA-binding transcription factor activity, RNA polymerase II-specific; transcription cis-regulatory region binding. Gene Ontology annotation, biological process: positive regulation of transcription by RNA polymerase II. The transcript has a single exon. NCBI's taxonomy places the organism in Eukaryota, Fungi, Ascomycota, Eurotiomycetes, Chaetothyriales, Herpotrichiellaceae. The record is from RefSeq and is a predicted model, not a curated record. The coding region runs from base 1 to 1821 and encodes 606 amino acids.
AUGAAACCAGCCCACACAGCGCGCAAAGCAGCCAAGGCUCGCGAAGCCAUCAAGCACACCAAGACAUUCUCCGGCUGCUGGACCUGUCGCGACCGCCAUGUGAAAUGUGACGAGGCAAGGCCCCAUUGUGCCCGAUGUACCAAAGGCGGAUUCCAAUGCCUGGGGUACGGCAUCAAGCUCGUCUGGGUCGACCCGGACAGUCAAGAACGCGAGCAGAACAUCAGGCGCGUCAUUGGCGCACCCACCGUCUAUGACGAUGGAUCGAAUUUUAUGAGUGUCGACGUCCACGAGGCAUUGGAGGAAAUAGAAAGUCUCGCGCCAGGAGCUGGAUGCCUGUCGUCAGGCCCAUUUUCCGUCUUUCCACUGCAAAGAUUUGAAAUGGGACACGUCAACCUAUCUCGUGGACCAGAACCACCGGAGCUUCCAAAUCGUGAAAGACGAGAGUCGGUCUCGUUACCAGAUCGGACGGAGGAGAUCUUAGAGGACAAUGGAGAUGAGCUGAUAGAAGCCGUCAUUUCUCCAUCCACAGUCCAUCCCCGAACUCCAUCGUAUGCCCCGGACACAUCUACACAGUGGCCAUCAAGCCCUGCUCUACCGCUAACCAUACGCCACCUCGACCUUCUACCCCGGCCCGCCGAGCAACGAGACCUCAUCCACCAUUGGACAAACUUCGUCUGCUGGCACCUCGUUCCCGUGGACCGGCCAGACAACCCAUUCCGCAGCGUCUUCACGCCCAUGGCUCUUGCGGGCCUCGCAUCGCCGUCGAACCAGUCCAACGGACAGAUUGCGCUUUUCCACGCGCUGUGCGCCACCUCGGCGUUCAGCCGCGGGCAACUCCUCAACGGAGACAGCAAGAACCUCACACUGGCGAUGAAGCAUUACAAUCUGGCAAUCAUGCACCUGCGCCAUAGCCUAGUGAAUCUCAAGGAUGAGGAUCACGACCUCGGUCAGGUCCAUCUUCAACGGGGUUCCAUUCUCGCAACCAUCACCAUGUUCUCGGCAAUGGACAUGAUCACCGGCCGCUCAAGCGAAUGGCGUACGCAUCUGCAAGGCGGAGCCUCCUGGCUGUCCACUAUAGAAAAGAGCGAGUGGGACCGCGACAAAUCUUCCUCGAUGGUCUACCAAGGUUACCUUGCGAUUGCGGCACUGUGUAAUAUCAAUCUGCCCUCCACCAUCGAUGUCGAAUCCGAAAAUUUUCUGGGCGACGAGAGAAACUAUGUGCUCGAUCGGUUCUUCGGUCUUACCCGUCCGAUACUGAAGCAUAUCGUCAUGAUGAAUAGCCUCAUUAAGCGCAUCUCUACCACAGCUUCCGAGCCCCCAACUGCCACAAUGUUGGAUGAUCUGGAGACUCAAAUAUACGCCCAGACACCGUCGAAUCUUGACCUCUCAGGCCUUCCACCUGUUGCUCAAUCCCUAACCCUGCACCACGCCUACGUCUUCUACUAUGCCUCUAUAAUAUACUUCCUCCGCGCCGUGCGGCGCCUUCCCCCACAAAUCCCCUGCAUCCAGAAUAUGGUUUCGAAAGCCCUCACGCACCUCGAAGAUAUAGAAAGCCUUGGGGGCGACAGCAUAGGCUGUACAUUAGUGUGGCCGCCGUUCAUUGUGGCGUGUGAAUGCUUGAGUGAGGAGAUGCAGGAGAGGAUGCUUAAGUGGUAUAGGGUGAAAAGAAGGCAUGGAUUCAUGAACCUGGAGAUAUCCAAGGACAUUGCGCGAGAAUUGUGGCGGAGACGGCAGCUGGCGAGUGAGGGAGCUGCAGCGAACGUUGAUGUGCAGUGGCAGGAUGUCUUAAGCGAGAUGAAGAUGGAUAUUGUCCUUGCCUGA